This is a messenger RNA of Trypanosoma cruzi, 2898 nucleotides long. RefSeq names its product beta-adaptin, putative. Gene Ontology annotation, biological process: intracellular protein transport; vesicle-mediated transport. Bases 1 to 2898 code for a protein of 965 amino acids. The transcript has a single exon. The record is from RefSeq and is a predicted model, not a curated record. Gene Ontology annotation, cellular component: membrane coat; clathrin adaptor complex. NCBI's taxonomy places the organism in Eukaryota, Euglenozoa, Kinetoplastea, Trypanosomatida, Trypanosomatidae.
AUGGAUGCCGUAUUGCGAAAGGUGCAGGAGAAAAUCCAGCAGAACUUUCGUCGCGGUGGAAAAGGAUCGAGAUUCUUCAGCACCGCAAGGCGCGGCGAAGGCGUGGAGCUGCACGAGGACCUCAACAGCAACGACAGGGAGAGGCAGAAGAAUGCCGUGAAACGCAUCAUCGCUGGCAUGACGAUGGGCCGUGAUGUCGGUUUUCUCUUCAUGGAUGUUGUGAAGCUCGGCCAGACACCAAACCUUGAGCUCAAGAAGUUGGUUUACCUCUACGUCCUAAACACAGCCAAGCUGCAGCCGGACAAAGCCCUCAUGGUGGUCAACACCUUCCUGCAGGACACAACCAACAGCUCCCCCAUUGUACGUGCGCUUGCGGUGCGCACGAUGCUGUGCAUUCGUGUGGAGGCAGUAACCGAAUACACCCUAGAGCCUCUCCGACGCGCAGUCACGGACCCUGACCCCUACGUUCGUAAGACCGCAGCCAUCGCCCUUGGAAAGUUGUUUCAUCAAAACAUGCAGCUUUUUAUGGAUCAGGGGUUCGGUGAGGAGCUUUUGAAGCUGCUGAAUGACGUGUUCGCCGUUGUCUCCGCCAACGCAGCGGCUGUUCUAACGGAAGUGAACAGCUGCAGUCCAACCCCCAUUUUGCCAACCGGUGAUUACAUCAACCGCCUGCUCCAUCACCUACCAGAGUGUACAGAGUGGGGUCAGUUGUCCAUUUUAGAAGCCAUUGCCGACGCAAAGCCAAAGGACGCAGGGGCGGCGGAGGACAUCAUCACCCGAGUGCUACCGCGACUUAGCCACAGCAAUCCUUCUGUUGUGAUGGGAGCUAUCAAAGUCAUCGUGAAUCUUGCCAACCGAUGCAAUGCAGUGGCAGUGAGUCAUUACAGCGCAAGGGUGAAUUCCGCCCUUGUAACACUUUCGAGGGGAGAUCCAGAGACGCAGUACGUUGUGUGCAAGAAUAUUCACGCUAUUUUGGUGAUAUUCCCCAAUUUAAUUUGCAACAGUCUUGACUCUUUCUACGUCCGCUUUACAGACCCGCCCUAUGUUAAGCUGGAAAAACUGCGACUUUUGCUGAAACUUGUCACACCCUCUACGGCGUGCCAGAUAUUGAAGGAGUUGGAGGAGUACAGCUCCGAAGUGGAUUUGGUUUUCGCAGAAGAAGUUGUGAAAGGCAUUGCUACAGUUGCGUUGAAAAUUGAGUCGGUUGCCCCAAGUUGUGUGGAGUUGCUGCUACGCAUUGUUGGCAGGCGGCCGGAACUGUUGCCGCAGGUGAUUACAAGCUGUAAGAACAUUGUUCGCAAGUAUCCGGAACAACUCGUCCUGGAGACUCUUAUUAUUGAGCACGGCGCCGAUGCUGUCGCUGAGGAAGAUGCGAAGGUGUCACUCAUCUGGAUGCUGGGCGAGUUUUGUGACUUUAUUUCGGAUGGAAAGUCUAUCAUUACACGCUUCAUCGAUGAGUUGAUGUCACACGAGCAACCGGUGCAAAUGGCAAUUCUUAGCGCCGUUAUUAAAAUGUUCUUGCGUGACCCUGUGGGGAUGGAGCAGACACUCAAUGUUGUGCUGGACACCUUGACGACACGAAGCAACGACCCCGACCUUCGUGAUCGCGCCUACGCCUAUUGGCGGCUUCUCUCAAAGGGUGUUGGAGUGGCGAAGAUGAAGCAGAUUGUGCAUGGCCACCAGGUCCCCAUCACCGUGGAGUCCACAUUCAGCGAUGCCAUGACCAUGGCGGACCUCAAGAAGUCUAUCAACACAGCGGCCGUAGUUUUUGGUAAACCGUUCCAAUCCUUUCUUCCGCCGUAUGGUCUUGUCAACGAGGAAGCCAGUGAAGAGGAAGAGGAAGAGGUGGAAGAAACCAGCGCCGUGUCUCCGGCGGCCGUUGCCUCUCCUACUUCAACCACUUUGCCGGAAUAUCCCGCCCUAGAAGACAACGGCCCUCCUGUUGUGAAGCAUGUGGAUCCACUAAAGGAAUUCUUUGGCGGGCUACCUGUCACCACCACCGCUGCGCAAGAGAGUCAGACAAAAGAACAAAAACAGCAAAAGGGAGGAUUAUCAUUAAAUCCUUUGGAUUGUUUUGGUGAACAACGACAACAACAACAACAACAACAAAAUCAGCAGCCUCCGCUUCCACCGCUAGUACUCCCAGCAGGAAGUGUUGAUGUGGCCAUUCACGGCCAGCUGUCGGAGGGACCCGCGCUGUGGAUCGCCCUGGUGAAUCAUCAGGCCGUGGCAAUUGAGCAAAUAGUGCUGCAGAUAAAUUUGAACAUGCUGGGAUACCUUCCCGGAGUUGCUAUUUCUGAAUUUAUGGCUUCCGUGCCUGCUGGCGAAACACGAUCAGUGAAAUUGCCGCUGAGGGUAUCUCAAGGGCACUUUGACGUGGCGCGUCCAGUACUGGAGGUUGGCCUUAAGGGAAGGAACUUACCACUACUUUUAUUCCAUUUGGAGGUGCCGGCGGAUAAAAUUUUGGUGCAUUCCAGUCCAAUAGAAAAGUCGGCCUUUGUGGCUGAUUGGCAGGCGCUGAAUUCUUCGGUGGAGGUUAAAGAGCCGCUCGGCGAAUUCGGGGAAAAUAUGCUUGCUUCGCCAGAUCGCCGCGGCAUUCUCGAGCAAAAUCAUGUCUUUCUCCUAACUCCAGAGCGUGAUUCGGGAGACAUUAUUUCAUAUUACGGCAAAGUGACCACUACGCUUGGGCUGCAUGGAUUAGUUGAGAUUCUUCUUGACAAGAAAAGGCCUUUGCAAAGUUACGUUUGUGUCAAGAGUCAACAUGUGGGUUCCAUCAUGCCAAUUUUUCUCAAGGUGAUUCAGAGUGCCUUUCCGAAGAAGACGGUGGCCAGCGUGGGCGCGACGGCGGGGGGGACGCUCAGUGAUUGUGACGCGGUACUGGACCAGUGGUUUGCCUGA